This is a messenger RNA of Microstroma glucosiphilum, 657 nucleotides long. Its product is annotated as RNA-binding domain-containing protein. Lineage: Eukaryota; Fungi; Basidiomycota; Exobasidiomycetes; Microstromatales; Microstromataceae. The annotation marks the transcript as partial. The record is from RefSeq and is a predicted model, not a curated record. Gene Ontology annotation, molecular function: mRNA binding. Gene Ontology annotation, biological process: regulation of mRNA stability; nuclear-transcribed mRNA catabolic process, nonsense-mediated decay; cytoplasmic stress granule assembly. The transcript has 4 exons. Gene Ontology annotation, cellular component: cytoplasmic stress granule.
CGUGAAGACACUACGCACCAUGCUAGUCUAUUCAUUGGUGACUUGUCCCCAGAGGUGAGUCUCGAUCUGGCUGAACAACCUUUUGCGGCUUUCCCUUCCCUGAGCGAGUGUCGAGUAAUGUACGACCCCAACACUGGACGCUCUCGCGGCUACGGCUUCGCAUCCUUUGGAGACCCGGACGAUGCUCACCGUGCCUUGUCCACUCUCAACGGCGAAUGGCUGGGCUCUCGACCUCUUCGCAUCAACUGGGCCAACCAGAAACACUCUACUCGUCCUGGAAGCGGUGGCUCCCCUGCACUCGACCAGGGAGCGGCAACAAUGCCCAUGAGCUACGAGCAGAUUGUAGCUGCGGCCCCGUCUCACAACACUACGGUCUACUUGGGCAAUCUACACCCAAUGACUACUCAGCAAGACAUCGUCGCCCUCUUUUCGAACAUCUCCUUUGUCCGCGAGGUUCGUCUGCAAGCUGAGAGAGGCUAUGGCUUUGCCGUCCUCGACUCUCACGACGCCGCUGCUACGGCCAUCUUCCAACUGGGCAAUCUCGGUGGCGGUAGCGGUGUGCAGCUUCAUGGUCGAGUAUUGCGAGUCAGCUGGGGCAAGGACCGCAACGAUGGCUCUAUCGUCCCUCAGCUCCCCGGAGGUGGACUGGCGGCAGGC